This is a messenger RNA of Dermochelys coriacea (leatherback sea turtle), 3829 nucleotides long. It is a transcript of the gene TGIF2, whose product is annotated as TGFB induced factor homeobox 2. Gene Ontology annotation, biological process: regulation of transcription by RNA polymerase II. The record is from RefSeq and is a predicted model, not a curated record. NCBI's taxonomy places the organism in Eukaryota, Metazoa, Chordata, Testudines, Dermochelyidae. Gene Ontology annotation, molecular function: DNA-binding transcription factor activity, RNA polymerase II-specific; RNA polymerase II cis-regulatory region sequence-specific DNA binding.
UCCGGGAGAGACAGAGAAACUUUCUCCGUGUCUCUCCGCCUCGCCCUCCGAGCUCUGCUCCCCGCUGGGCGUGUUUUUUUUGGUUUGUUUGUUUUUGGGGGGGAAUCCCCUUUUUUAACCGCGGGAGGGGUGCAGCUGGACCCGGGGGAGCCCCUCCCCAUGCCAUGGAAGGGCCGAGGAGAAAGAGGAGGUCUGGGGGCUUUAACCAGGAGCGGUCUGCAGGCAGCUCCACCAUGUCAGACAGUGACCUCGGAGAAGAUGACGGGACUGCCUCUCUGGACCUGUUGCAGUCAAAUAAGAAAAGAAGGGGGAACCUCCCGAAGGAAUCGGUGAAGAUCCUUCGAGACUGGCUCUAUGAGCAUAGGUUCAAUGCAUAUCCAUCUGAGCAAGAGAAACUCAGUCUGUCUGGACAGACCAACCUUUCUGUGCUGCAGAUCUGUAACUGGUUCAUCAAUGCCCGGCGACGGCUCCUCCCCGACAUGCUGCGCAAGGACGGCAAGGACCCCAACCAGUUCACCAUCUCUCGCCGAGGGGGCAAGACUACAGAUGUGGCCCUGCCUCGUGGGGCUGCCACAGGCUCUGGGGGGCUGGUGAUGCCUCCUGUGGCUCCUGCUACAGCUGCUGCCACCCCCAAGGUGCUGUCCAUGUCUGUCUGCUCGCAGGUGAUCUGCUCCCCCACGCAGCCGCUGGCCAGCAGCCUGACAGUGGUGAGCACCCAUGGGGCUGAGCAGGAGAAGCAGGCCCCCUUCCCCCGGAUGGAGCCGGACCUCCACCCCAAGCCUCAGCUGAGCACAAGCAGCACCAUGGCGCUGCUGGCCAGGACGGACGCGGCCAGCCCCACCAGCGGACUCUUUAACACCCCGCCCCCCACGCCGCCCGAGCUCUUCGGAGAGGACUUCAGCAGCUUCCAGCUGCUGGUGGAAGUGGCACUGCAGAAGGCAGCUGAGCUGGAAUCGCAGCGGCAGAAUGGGCAGCUGCCCCCGUUAUGGCACACAGAGCCCCAGGCUGCCCCAGUCUCCAAGUAACCUGCUCUGUGCCAGCUCCAGCUGGGUCUGCCCACCCUUCCUGUCUUCUAGGGUUCUGUCGGGUUUGGCCUCUGCCGGCUGAAGGUGUUUUUUUUUGUUUUUGUUUUUGUUUUGUUUUUCCCCCCUAUUGUUUUUCUCAGCAGUGAAGAUCCUCAUCCCAGACGUUAUACGGCCUUCUCUCACCAGGAGGGGACCCAAGGAGCCUGACGGCAUUCGGACCUCCGCAAAGCAGCCCUUGUGGACUGCAGCAUCUUCAUCUCGGGGGACACAUGACCCUUUUCAUUAUCAUGGUGUUUGGAAGCUGUCAAGCAUCCCUUGCACCUUUGAUUCCACCCUGGGUUUCUUAUAUCAUGCUGGUGACAUCACCUCUCUUCAGGUGCCUAAAGGAGGUAGGCCUGGCUCCUUGGAAGGAUCUUAAUGGCUGAUGUGGAGCGAGAGCUUUGUAGCUGGCUGACCUCUUACUAGAUGACUAUUUUGCUGUGUAAAGCCUGCUGACUUUAUGGGAGAAAAACAGACGAAGUGUCCAGCCAAAACUACAUCUAAAGGGGAGAGAAAUCUUCUGGGUUUUGAACACCCAGGAGGAAAAGACUUUCCCCAAACCUCUCUGGCCCACUUCUUUGUUUCUGCCUUGUAUAUAUUUUUGUGAAUGGAGAGUUUAGUCGCAGAGCCUUGAGCAGCCCUGGAGAGCCUGGAAAGGCAAAGAUCAAAGUAACUGGAAAACUUAAAUCUGUGGCUUUUUUUUUUCUCCAUUGAAACAAACAAACAACCCCUAAUGUUGUUGUUGCCAGUAAAAUCUCUGAGGUGCUGUUCAGUAAUCUUAUAUGCUGAAAACAUUUCUUGAUUGACUCUUUUUCCUUAGGGAAACACUUCACCGUUUCCCUGUUUCUCGUGCGUUCCUGCUGAAGAUGUGCACCUCCUAUCAUGGAAGGGAGACAGGAAUGUACUGAUGUCCUGGGAGGAUACUGACCAAGAGCAGAAGAAAGGGCAUUUCAGUGGGGGAGUGGGGUUGGAGAUUAAUCUUGACUGCGAAAUAACUUGUACUUUUUUUUUUUUAAAUACCCUCUUUCCAGCAGAAGAGGGAAUCUUUGUGGGCGUGGACUGCCUGCUUAUUCUCUUGCUGUUGUAACAUUCGCAGCCUGCAUGAGGCAUUCCCUGGAAAGCAGAGUCUUGGUGAAGCUAGCGAUGUGCUAACAACAAACUGCCUACAUGCUGGUUGGAAUCUUCAAACUCUUGCUUUCAUCAUGCUGAAUGUAGUUCCUGCCAUGCUGGUGAAGCAAUGGUGACCUCUCGUGGCCAGCUGGCUUAUUGCACAGAGCAGGGUCUCUCGUGCGCUUUGAGCCUGCAAUCUCUCUGUGGCCACAACCACAAAAGCAAAACGAAAAACCUACGUAGCCCUGUGAAUAGUUGCAGUUGCUAAUGGGAAUAUAGGGUUGGGGGUGGGGUGGCGUAGGCCACAAACUGCACGCAGAGCAGUUAUGAAUCCAAAUAGCUGUGAGUUACAGGCCAUGCACCUUUCAUUUGAAUUGUAACUCUUGGAGCCUGCAGAAAUGGGAACAACAUGGGUUGAAUGAACAUCCCCGUGUUUAAUAUUGCUGUUUCACUGUAAAUGUAAGUUAAAUAGCGAUAUAUACGUACCUAUAUAUCUAUCUUGAGAAACACUAAUCCUAGGUUGUUAGCCUAAUUAUUAUGUUGCAUGAAUAGUGAUAUUAAUGUCAGCAGGAUACGACUGGCAUCCGUGCCUGAUGCUCAUGCAGAUGGGAACUUGUGGGCAGUGGAAGGGGAGCAGUGCAUUGUGGGAUUUGGGGCAGUAAAGGGAAAAGUGGUAGCUUAUUGGGGAAUUCCCCCCCCCCUUUUAAAUAACCUUUUGCUUAGAGAAAAAUGGGGCCAUGAGAAGGAGCAAUGCAACUUGUAGCAGUUGGGAGAAAUCCCUUCCCAUGUCCUGUAGAUAAGUCAAGAGAUCUGACUUCCUGUUACCCUACACCGUGUGUGUGGUCCUUAACACCAGUGCACAGUGGGUAUAAGAUGUUCCCAUUCUGGUUUGAUUAGUGUCUCACACCCACUGUGUGCUGGUACAAAGGACCACACAUGGUGCAGGGCAGGGAAAGCACCCUGACUCUGUCCUGACAGAUUCCUUUCCCAGGGGAGGUAAUGCUGCAGUGCACCGGCAGCUGCCCAGCCUGGGUUUCUAUUCGUAGUGACGUCCCCUGCAGAGCUGUGUGGUGUUGGGUGUUUUUUGUGUGUGUGUGUUUUUUUUUUUUUUUUUUAAAAGGGACAAGGGAGAUCAAUUUAGGCUUUUUUUUUAGUCUCUUCUACUCUUUCCCCCCCCCCCCCCCCAUGCUGGUCCCAUCUAUUCCUGGAUGGAGGAUGUGAACCUUGCUUUGCUUAUAAUCUCCUGGCCAUCCUAGAAGGGAAAGGCCUAACCACUGGCUUCUCGGGGCGGGGGGGGGGGGAGGGGGAAAGAGUUCUCACCACCUUGUUUUCCUUCCUCUCUGCCCCAUUCUGGAGGAUUAAACUUCCUGGGACUGGGCUGAGAAGCAUUGAGACUGGUGUAUACAACAGAAGGGGGCGAGGGGGAGGGAAGAGAACUGCAAUUCCCACAAUACACUGCUCUAUCCGGCAUGGGCACCACACGGCUGUAUCCCGUUUGGCAUCUUGAUGGUGAAGCCCCUCGUGGUUGGGCUUGGAUGUUUGUGGAGAUUGAAGCAACAAAGGGGAGGGAAGAAUCCUCUGAAUAAAAUUUAUGGAGCAAAAAACUACUGUAAAUAAAUUUUUGGGUUUGCUUGUCAAAUAAAGGUGUUUUUUUU